Molecule: messenger RNA, 1792 nt
Organism: Amphibalanus amphitrite
Lineage: Eukaryota; Metazoa; Arthropoda; Thecostraca; Balanomorpha; Balanidae
Product: probable Xaa-Pro aminopeptidase P
Exons: 6
Source: RefSeq, a predicted model, not a curated record
CGGGCGAAACUGUUUGUGAAAACGUGGUCCAUGUUUCCCGAUUGCGAAGGGAAGAAACCAGCGGACUGGGCGGAGUUUUUGGAACGGGUGAAAGAAAAACGGGCGCCUUGCUGAAAAUCGUGCGCUUUUGAUAAAUUGAAGAGCGUUACUGUUGGAUCUCUUCAGGUGCCUAUUAGUGCAUUGUUUCGAUCGUUCUGUGAGUCUUUGGGAGAAUGUAUCAGGAAUGUAUUGCGCUGUAAUGAGUUACAGCUCGUAGAAUUUAUGACCAAGCAUCUCGCUGCCCGAAUUCGUUUUUAUACCUGUGAACGGCAACCCACAGAUGCCAAUGCAAGUUGAUCUUGAUGAAUGAAUGAACAAUGUGCAUUAUUUGUCAAGGGCUGUAGAAUCGAUGGGAAAUAUCUCUGCACUUAGGCAUGCGCAUCGUAUGCGAUAUCACUGAACUGUGGCAACUUUGAGUAAGCACAUGAAAGACAAACGUUUUGUUGAAUGCAAAUCACUUGAGGCCAGUUAGACUGCACGGACGUCACGACUGAUGGUAAGCCAUUCAAUUGCAUGUAAGCACAAAGCUCUAUCAGCAUAGAAACACUGCGGCAAAUGCAGCGCUUCUCACCUGCAGCUGUCAUAUAAAACGUCGAUAAUUUAGAUAUGCUUCCAAUACCGACAUCGGUUGUCCUGAGCUGCCAGUAAUGGCAGGUUAAUGUGAGACGGGCGUGUGUAUAUUGACGAGGUGGUCGGUACUCGGCAGUACCCCGGUAAUAUGUAACCGUUCUGUCGAUAUUUUCCUCGGUGAAAUCCAUACCCGUGCUGUAUCCCUCCCCAUUCCUCAUCCUGCACAGGUCUUGGAAGCUUGGAAUCUCGAGGAAUAUUGCGCAGGACACCCUCACAUACACUACGGAGGCCAUUGAACCUGGAACGGGACGGCGCCACUGACGUGACCGCGGACUAGCCGCCAUGGCUGCACCGGCCGGCUGGCCAAGGUCGAGCCCGUGUCCGCUGCGAAGGCCGCGCUCGCCCGGCAGAGGCGCGCGGCAGUCCCGGCCGCCCGGCCCGGCGCGGUGCGGUCACAACAUGGCAGACCAGUGAGCGCCGGGCGGCGGCCGCGGGUGGAGGGCGGGGACGUGAGCGGUGAACUGACAACAUGAGGGCUCUCGGCGUCGCCGUGCUGCUCUGCGGCUCGCUGCUGGCGGCGGUGACCUGUCUGGACAGUAACGGUCACCCGGACCUGGCCGAGAGACCGACAUGCGGCACACAGAGCGGACCUGGGCCCAAAACACGGGUCAGCACCACAGAACGGCUGGCCGGCCUCAGGUCACUGCUGGCUGAGCCGGUGGGUGACGCGUAUCAGAUUCUGGACGCCUACAUUGUCCCUAUGGACGACGAACACCAGACGGAGUACAUCGCGCCACAGGACCGGUUCAUCAAGUUCAUCUCGGGCUUCAGCGGCUCGGCGGCGCUGGUGGCGGUGACGGCCGUGCGCGCCGCGCUCUGGACCGAUGGACGCUACUUCCUGCAGGCCGAGGACCAGCUCGACUGUAACUGGUACCUCAUGAAGGAGGACACUGGCGCCCCGGAGCUGGCCGAGUGGCUGACCGGACAGCUAAAACCCGGCGCCAGGGUCGGCUCCGAUCCCAAACGGAUGGCCGCCCUCCGCUGGAUCGAACUCAGCGAAAAACUCAAAGCCGAGUCCAUAGAUCUGGUGUCCGUUGAGAUCAAUCUGAUUGAGCACCUGUGGACCGAGGGCCGGCCGGUGGCCAGGAUGAGCCCAUCACCGUUCACCCGCUCGAGUUCGCCG